This is a messenger RNA of Olea europaea var. sylvestris, 588 nucleotides long. RefSeq names its product glycosyltransferase-like KOBITO 1. The record is from RefSeq and is a predicted model, not a curated record. NCBI's taxonomy places the organism in Eukaryota, Viridiplantae, Streptophyta, Magnoliopsida, Lamiales, Oleaceae. Gene Ontology annotation, biological process: cellulose biosynthetic process; response to abscisic acid. The transcript has 5 exons. Bases 1 to 588 code for a protein of 195 amino acids.
AUGCGUCAGCAUAAACGAUUGGUGAUGACUGAUGACCUUACUAUCUUCCUCUAUUAUGUGCAGAUAUGCAUUACAACGAGUACGUCUGCUGGCUUAGAGCAGAUUUUGCCAUGGAUGUUCUAUCAUAAAGUUAUUGGGGUGUCAACCUUUUUUCUCUUUGUUGAAGGGAAGGCUGCAUCUCCUGCUGUGUCCAAAGUCCUUGAAUCCAUUCCUGGAGUGAAAGUAAUAUACAGAACCACAGAGCUGGAAGAGCAACAAGCUAAGAGUCGGAUCUGGAAUGAAACAUGGCUGUCAAGUUUCUUUUACAAGCCUUGCAAUUAUGAGCUUUUUGUGAAGCAAUCCCUCAACAUGGAGAUGGCAAUUGUCAUGGCAAGGGAUGCUGGCGCUGAAUGGAUAAUUCAUCUAGACACUGAUGAAUUGUUACAUCCAGCUGGUUCUCGGGAGUAUUCUUUGAGGCAGUUGCUAAUUGACGUGCCUGGGAAUGUGGACAUGGUUAUCUUUCCCAAUUAUGUAAGAAAUUUGGGCAUCUCUUUGUUUCGGUGUGGGUGGGGGAGACAAACUGUUUCUUUUUGUGCUCACUAUUUCUAG